Durusdinium trenchii is the source of this 1029-nucleotide messenger RNA. The record is from the annotation of a GenBank genome assembly. Lineage: Eukaryota; Dinophyceae; Suessiales; Symbiodiniaceae.
AUGAGAUCUGCUAGAGCUACGCACUGUGAAUCUUGGCCAAGAUUAAUUCGUGUGCAUUGGUGCUGGGGGGGUUGUGCAGCGGACUGGUUCGCGCAAGUCCUGCAUGCUCAUACAUCUGAGGAAGCACAGGGGUUCACUUCUGGAUGGACUGCAAAACUUGCAAGUUAUCGGGGGAGAAAUCCAGCUCGUGAUUUCUUCCGCAACACCAAGUUGCCAGUGGAACCGGUUAAUGUGACAGUCAUUGCCAAAAUGCCGAAUGGCAAAGAUGGUGAACUGGUAGUGCCUGUGAUUCUUCCUCAUCUACUUGUGGACUAUUUGGUGUCAGAGUGCCAUUUGCCGAUUGACAACGUUCGCGUUCGCCAAUACUGGUCGCACAUGGAGGCAUUUCAGGACACUGUAGCCGUGAGCACUCGGGCGUUCCGGCAGGCUGCAGGCAUGCCAAUUGUUCCACUCUGCCUGUAUGGUGAUGAAGCGCAGAUCGGGCUACAAAACGCUCCCAUGAACAAAGUGCUUGGUAUGAAUUUGAGCUUUCCCUUGUUUCGUCCCAAGGCGACCCGCCUAUCACGUUUUAUGCUUUUCUGCGUGGACAGCGAACAAAUCUCCUCGAUCGAAAAAACUAUUUUCCCGAUCCUUCAUCGCCUCACAGAGUCCUUGAACCACUUGACGGAUCACGGGAUUGAUGGCCGCCGAUUCAUUUGCACAGAACUUCGUGGGGACCAAGUCUGGUUUCGUCAACUGUUCCGGCACCAGUCAUAUUGGAUUGCCAAAAAGGUUUGCUUCCGUUGCCAAGCUUGCACUGACAUCGAUACAUUGGAUUACACAGAUCUGGGUGUCCUUUCAUCAGGCUGGGCCUCGACUUUGCGGACCACUGCGCAGUUUGUGGCGAACGAGAUCCCACAGGGUGAAGAACAAUGCUUCUUGCGGGGGCUUAGCUUCUUCGAGGUAUCCUUGCUGAAGGGUUGUACCUUGCACAUUCUCAAUUUGGGCAUGCUUGCAAUCUCCAAUGGCUCGGUUUUGAACUUUGACUGA